AAUUAAUAUUAAAUAUUUGAAAAAACCUCAUUCACAUACCUGUCAAACAACCAUCCACUUUCUCUCUCCCUCACUAAAAACCUCUCCACUCUUCACUUCAGAGAAGCUCCCAAACAAUGUCCCCUCCCUCUGCUUUCCCUCAUUCACAUAACUGUAAUUUCCCUCCAUGGCCACACCAAAAUCUUCAUUUCGCAUCGCACCAUCAUCUUCUUCACAAUUCCCUCCAUGGACACCCUUCAAAAUCCCAUUAAAACCCUCCAAAAUCCUCUGUUCUCGAAACCCUAAUCCACCCUCUCCUCCAGCACCCAUAAACCUAAUCUCAAUUCUUCGAGUAAUACCCGAUUGGGCCGAUGCAAUACAAGAGAGUCGUUUGAAACAGAAGAGGCAACUUUACAAAUACGAAGAUUGGGUUGAACACAGAAGCUCUUUGAGACAUCUCAGGCAUCUGCUGUCAAGUCUGAGUUCUAGGGUGGUUUUAUCGUUAGUCCCACCGGUUAUUGCCUUCACGACGGUGGCUGUGGUGGUUGCGAGUUACAACACGGCGGUGUUUUGGGAUUUGUUGCCGGAAUUUUUCCCGAUUUUGAGGGCUUCUUCUUUGCCUUACCAGUUGACAGCUCCGGCGUUGGCGCUUUUGUUAGUUUUCAGGACGGAAGCUUCGUAUUCAAGGUUUGAGGAAGGGAGGAAGGCUUGGACGAAGGUGAUUUCAGGGACAAAUGACUUCGCUCGACAAGUGAUUGUUAGUGUGGAGACAGAUUCUGUGUUAAAAACAGCGCUUUUGCAGUAUAUUCUGGCGUUCCCGAUUGCUCUUAAGUGCCAUUUGAUUCAUGGAUCCGACAUAGGAGGAGACCUCAAGAAUCUUCUUGAGGAUAAUGAUUUAGAUCUAGUUCUGAGUUCAAAUCAUCGUCCACGUUGCAUUAUCCAAUUCAUCUCUCAAAGUCUCAAGUUGCUGAAUUUGGAAUCAUCAACACUAACCACGCUAGAAUCAAAAGUUACGUGUUUCCAUGAAGGAAUUGGUGUUUGUGAACAAAUCACAAGCAUACCUAUCCCUGUUUCCUACACUCGUUUGACUUCAAGAUUUCUUGUUCUAUGGCAUCUCACCCUUCCAAUAAUUCUGUGGGACGAUUGUCACUGGAUUGUAGUCCCCGCUACUUUCAUCAGCGCUGCUUCUCUAUUCUGCAUCGAAGAGGUGGGGGUUCUGAUUGAAGAACCAUUUCCGAUGCUUGCUCUGGAUGAGCUAUGCAAACUGGUUUAUGACAAUGUUCAAGAAACAUUAAAAAGUGAGAAAAAGAUUCGAAAAUUACUUAACACCAAAAUUAAGGAUGCUGUUUCUUCUAGAAAACACACAGCAAAUGGGCACCCAGCUUCAGGAGGUGGACAAAGUAUUUGGCCUAAUAAUUCCUCAAAUAGUAUAGACAAUUGACGUAUCUUUUAUAUUUACACGAGGAAUGAUAUGUUUUAAAAGGCGAUGUCUAAUACUGUAGAUGUUUAUCUUCCAUUAUUAUUGCAUCUGUAUAUAUAGCUAUAUCUGUUUAUAGGAGAAACAAGUCCAUAAUUUCGUGUAAUACAUUAGCAAAUUAUUUAAAGUCGGAUGCCAAUAAUCAAAAAUCAAAAACCAAUACAAACAAGAUUGUUAAAUCAACAAUCACUUGUCAAUUAAACUAGUCAACAAGUCAUCCAUUCGAGGUUAUAAUCUCCCAAUUUCAAUUUCUUGCAUUUUGCAGAGUCUGAUGCUUGUAUCAAAAGUAACCCUCCAAUAUUACACUUUUGCCCACUAUUUUGGGUUCAAACUUGUUCAAGCCUGCUUUUUGGCCAAUCUUUAUAGCCUCAAGGGAGGUAGCUUCUUUGUUCCCACCCCAAAUUGGCAAAACUUCCACCACCAACUUCUGCACCAAAUUUCCCUCGACCCCCUUCAAAAUCUCCUCAAAGUCAACAAUACCCCCUCUUAAAUCCAGCAACACACUGCACAGUCCUUCACCUUUACAAUGCUCCAAGAUUGUCCCUAACUUCAAUUCAUCAAAAACCCGUGUCUCGAUCCCCUUUUCAGAUCCCACUCCUGUCUGUUGAUCCGUGAAUAUGACCACCUUUGAAGCUGAUUCUUCAAUCUGAAUCACUUGAUUUGGAUCUUUUGCAAUUAUAACUCGCAAAGGUUGGUUUGAUUUGGGUUCUUUGGAUUCAGGAACUGAAUACUUUUUUAAUGAUUUUGAAGAAAGCACAACUGCAUCGUGUUCUUGUAAUAGCCUUGAGUAGUAUCCACCAGCCUCCAUGGAUUCUUCCCCAAGAUCAUCUGAGAGACCACCAUCGAUAGUGAGAGAGUAUCUGUAUUUCAUCAAGACAUUGUUAUGUACUUAUUUGAAUUGUUGCUUUUGUUUGUUUAAUUGUUAAAACUGAUGAAUAUUGUGAAUAUUGUUUGUUGUAGUGUAAGAUUUUGUCUUAUUCAGACUGUUUAUUCGGUUAAGAAAACAAACUUUGUAUAUAGGAUUUAUCUAGUAAGCUAUAUAUAGGUGUUUCUUUAUGUUACAUAAAGAGACAUGAAAAUGAGACUUAUUUU
Molecule: messenger RNA, 2548 nt
Organism: Lactuca saligna
Lineage: Eukaryota; Viridiplantae; Streptophyta; Magnoliopsida; Asterales; Asteraceae
Source: the annotation of a GenBank genome assembly